GAACUAGCAAUAAAAUACAAUCGCUAUUGAGAAAUUUUUUUCUUUCAACUUUGCUUAUGCCGCACGUUCGAUCACGUUCAAAAAGUGCGAUAGUACCAUAUUAUACUUAAACGAAUGUUUGAUAUCAUGUUAAACGUUCUCGAGAUCUCGUCUCGUAUUUUAUCUAUGUUUACGAAAACAUGGAUAUCGGAUUUUCUCUGACUCAUUUGCUAUGAGUAAAAAGCAAUCAGCAUAAUGAGAAAAUAUAACAAAUAAAUUAACUUCGUAGCAAAUCAGACAUUUAUGGAGUUGGAAAUGUAAUCUAAGUGAUAUGUCAAUGAACUGUAAAUAAUGUACAGUGGAGUCAUUAGUGAAUAACUGGGUAAAGCUAGGUUUACAUCGGUUAAGAUGCAUAUAUGGUUUUGGUUUGGAAACAAUUUAGGUAGUUUCCUUUUACCAGGGUAUAAUGUUGUCACGACAACAAGCCUAGUUUGCACCUGUUUGGGUUUAACUGCGCUUGCUAUACUGUACGAGGGUAUGAAGAUCUUGCAUAUAAAAAUACAACAAACUACUAUGGUCCUCAUACAAAAUCAAACAGUGAGAACAUCUGAAAACUCUUCCUUGUUAUUAAAAAUAUCCUCGCGAUCUGUUAAAAGGCAGUCUUCUUUACGUUGUAUACGUUGCUCCACUUGGAGUUUUCAAGUGUUUCAUUGGUUUAUACAUACGGUUCUUGGGUAUAUUUUAAUGUUGGCUGUUAUGACAUAUAAUGUAUAUAUUAAUAUCGCUAUCGUAUUGGGAGGAAGCCUGGGAUAUUGGAUUUUUGGUCCUAAACUUAUAGAACUUAACAUGGCACGAUUUUAUAAGAGACAAAGAUUAUUGGAAUGCGACAAAGAAUGUGCAGGUGAUACAGUAUACGUAGUGAAAGGGCGCACCACAAGUUACAAAACAAAACAAAAAAUGGGAGAGGUCACAGCCAAACAUACUCUUCACAGCGGGAUUUUUCAUCCUAUUUUACGUCAAUGGCAAUCACCAAAUGUAGAAAUUACCGUUAACAAUCUUAUGUAUCCGAUAUUUAUUUCAGACGAACAAGAUGCUAAAGAUCCAAUCGCUAGUAUGCCAGGUGUCUAUCGACAUGGCAUUAAUCAAUUACAUAAAAUGUUGGAGCCAUUGGUUUCCAAAGGCCUACAAUCUAUAUUAUUAUUCGGAGUAUCGAAACACAUGAAAAAGGAUCACAUCGGAAGUAAUGCAGACAGUGCUGAGAAUCCUAUUAUUCAAGCUGUACCUUUGAUAAGGCAGUGGUUUCCAAGUUUGUUAAUAGCAUGCGAUGUUUGUUUAUGUCCGUAUACUGUUCACGGGCAUUGUGGAAUUUUAAACGAUGACGGGAGCAUAAAUAACAAAGCUAGUAUUUUACGAAUCGCAGAAGUUGCUCUUGCUUACGCGAAAGCUGGAGCGCAAAUUGUAGCCCCAUCCGACAUGAUGGACGGAAGAAUAGGUGCGAUAAAACAAAAAUUAUCAGCGGCUGGAUUAGCGAACAAAGUAGCAGUUUUAUCUUAUGCCGUGAAAUUUGCAUCAGGAUUUUAUGGACCUUUUAGAGAUGCAUCACAGUCGGCACCCAAGUUUGGAGAUAGAAAAUGUUAUCAAUUGCCUCCUGGAAGUAACGGAUUAGCUGCUAGAGCUGCUGCUAGAGAUGUUUCUGAAGGAGCCGAUAUGCUUAUGGUGAAACCAGGUCUACCUUACUUGGAUGUUGUUCGGCACACGAAAGAUGCGCAUCCGGAAUAUCCGAUGUUUGUGUAUCAGGUUUCAGGAGAAUACGCUAUGCUUUAUCAUGGCGCUAAAAAUGGUGCUAUCAAUUUAGAAAAUGUGUUAAACGAAGUUCUUCUAUCUAUGAGAAGAGCGGGAGCCGAUUGUAUUAUAACAUAUUUUACACCAUUAAUUUUAGAUAUGUUACAACCGAAAAGCAAAUAUUAAAGAUAUUUGUAUGUUUGACAUGUUCAUAGAGUUUUAAUGGAUAUUUUUCGAAUAAAUUGUUAAUAAAGCAACUAAA
Hylaeus anthracinus is the source of this 2023-nucleotide messenger RNA. It is a transcript of the gene Pbgs, whose product is annotated as delta-aminolevulinic acid dehydratase. NCBI's taxonomy places the organism in Eukaryota, Metazoa, Arthropoda, Insecta, Hymenoptera, Colletidae. The record is from RefSeq and is a predicted model, not a curated record. Gene Ontology annotation, biological process: copper ion transmembrane transport; heme biosynthetic process. The coding region runs from base 388 to 1947 and encodes 519 amino acids. Gene Ontology annotation, molecular function: copper ion transmembrane transporter activity; zinc ion binding; porphobilinogen synthase activity. Gene Ontology annotation, cellular component: membrane; cytosol. The transcript has 10 exons.